AAGCCAUGCUCGUCCCACAACUCGGCUGCAAUGGAACGCACGCAGCAGCCCGUCGUCUUGGUGCAUGGCGCCUUUGGAUGGGGCCAGAAGACGCCGCUGUUUGGGGCCAUGCCGUCAUACUGGCCGCUGCAAGACCUCGACGAGAUCAACCCGAACUACCUCGUCGUCGCCGUCGGUCCGAUCUCAUCCGACUACGACCGAGCUUGCGAAGUCUUUUACCAGCUCUACGGUGGCCAAGUCGACUAUGGCGAAGAGCACGCCCAGACCUGUGGCCACUUACGCUUUGGUGUGACGCACGAAGCCAUGCAUCCCAACUGGGGCGAGGAAAAUCCGGUGCACUUGCUCGGACACAGUUGCGGCGCCACGACCUCUAUCGAACUCUAUCAGUUGCUAUGCAAGGACCAUUUCGGUGUUGGGAGCAGUCACAAGUGGGUCAAGAGCAUCAUUUGCAUCUGUGGCCCGCUCACCGGAUCGACGCUCAGCAAUCUCCUGGGGAUUGGCCCCAACUCGAAGCUUGCCCUCCUCAGCGGCGGCCACCUCGUCGGGUCGUCAUUUGCGCUCUUCUGGAAGCUCCAGGAGUGCUACCUUCCGUCGCUCAAAGCCCUGUACGAUCUCAGGAUGGAGCACUGGAACAACAUGACGUCAUGGCGCGACGUCUUCUCGCCAGACAGCUCGCUCUUUACGAGCCGCGACAUUCUGUGGGAUGAUAUUGUCCCCGCGACGCGCCUCCAGAAGAACCAAGCGCUCAUCGAGAUGGACAAGGUCCAUCUCUUUAGCGUCGUGACGUGUGCCAAAGAUCACCCGCACGUCCUCUCCGGCAUGACGUGGUUUCUCAGUCUCUUCACGAACCGCAUGAACAAGCACGAGCCGUUCCAUGGCUUUGACAGCCGACAUUGGGCUAACAACGACGGCGUCGUCAACACGUACUCGCAAGUGUACCCGCGCGUCAAGUGCGGCCGCUUCACGCCCGUGCCCGGCGCCUACCCGCCACUGCCAAGCCACACACCUGCGAGUAGCAGCCACCUCCCGAUGCCUGGCAACUAUACACCUGUGCCCGGGAGCCACCCGGUCGUACCGACGAGCUAUACGCCCGGAUCUGGCGGCCAUCUUUCGUUUUCGGGCAGUGACUCACCAGCAGUUGGGACGUGGUCGCCCGCCGAGUCGCACAUUUCAUUCGAUUUGGAGGCGCAGGACGACGUGAGCGCGCCGCUGAAGGGUCGGUGGUACACGUACCACGUCGAGAAAAACCACUUUUGUGGCACGUUUCUGGAUGCCGAUGCGCGGGAUCUGUAUUGCAACCUCUUCAAGCUCGUCAACAAGUACAGCGACGUCGUGCCGGAAGAAGAUGAUUCGGAUACGGUGGCGUAG
Messenger RNA from Saprolegnia parasitica CBS 223.65, 1368 nucleotides. RefSeq lists its product as hypothetical. The record is from RefSeq and is a predicted model, not a curated record. NCBI's taxonomy places the organism in Eukaryota, Oomycota, Saprolegniomycetes, Saprolegniales, Saprolegniaceae. The transcript has 8 exons. The coding region runs from base 31 to 1368 and encodes 445 amino acids.